UUGUUGCCAUGGCGACAACCCGCUCCGGGCCUUCCUCCAGCUCCUCCUCUUCCCACCGCCGGUAGUUGCUGCUGCUUCUUCCCCCGCCCCCAAUUUAGCCCAGCGUCAGCGAUGGAGGCGCUGGGAGGCCGCGGCCCGGGCAGCAGGGCUGGGCACGGAGCCCCGGCCGCGUUAUGAGAGAUGGGGAAACUGAGGCACAGAAGUGAAAUGAAUUGCCAAGGGACACAGAGACAUAGCAGUGAGACAAAAGAAUCUGGACCAGGGAGAGAUCAAUUCAACGCCAUGCAAUCAAAUUGCAGUCAUCUCCACAGUGCCCCAGGAAGUGGUGAUGUUCCCUCGUCCUCUCAGAGUGCCCAUAUAGCAGGGCUGCCACGAGAAGGCUCUUGCCACCGUAGUGGAGAUGUUCACAUCCAGCUAAGCUCUGCCUUGGGAGAAGCUGGGGAAAACCACAGUUUCAGGCACAUACGGUCAGGUUCCCAGGGCCGUUCACAUGGCCACUCCCACAGUGAAGCGAGGGGGCCCGAAGAUUCCACCUUAGAUUCAGAGGAACAGAGUGGAAGCUCCAUCUCUGAGCUCAGAUAUCUCUUCCAGUGGCUGCACCAAAGUCUUCCAUACAUCUUGAUUCUGUGUAUCAAACUGACCAUGCAGCAUAUAAUCGGCAUUUCUCUUGGAAUUGGGCUGCUAACAACUUUUAUGUAUGCAAACAAAAGCAUUGUAAAUCAGGUUUUUCUAAGAGAAAGGUGCUCCAAGUUUCAAUGUGCUUGGGUACUGAUAUUCCUAACCGGGUCAUCUCUCCUCUUGUAUUAUACCUUUCACUCUCAGUCACUUUAUUACAGUUUAAUCUUUUUAAAACCUACUGUGGAUUUUAUGAACUUCUGGGAAGUACUUUGGAUCGUCGGAAUCACAGACUUUAUUCUGAAAUUCCUCUUCAUGGGCUUCAAAUGCUUUAUUCUCUUGGUGCCUUCUUUUAUGAUGUCUUUUAAAUCCAAGGGCUACUGGUAUAUGCUGUUAGAAGAAUUCUGCCAGUAUUACCGUACAUUUGUCCCCAUACCAAUUUGGUUUCGUUAUCUUAUUGGCUAUAGGGAGCUGGACAAUGUACUGGGGUGGAGUCUUGGAGUAUUGCUGGGUCUGUUCUAUUUCAUCCUAAAACUUUUGAGCCUUUUUGGACAUCUGAGAAACUUUAGACAGGUUUUGCAGAUAUUUUGUACACGACCACACUAUGGAGUGACAGCUAGCAAGAGACAGUGUUCUGAAGCAGAUGAUAUUUGUUCAAUAUGCCAAGCUGAAUUUCAAAAGCCUAUUCUUCUCAUCUGCCAGCACAUAUUUUGUGAAGAAUGCAUCUCUUUAUGGUUCAAUAGAGAGAAAACAUGUCCACUCUGCAGAACUGUUAUUUCAGACCAUGUUAACAAAUGGAAGGAUGGAGCCACUUCUAUGCACCUACAGAUUUAUUAAAACAUGUCAUACUUUUACUUUUUUUACAGUGUACAUUCAUUUGAAUUAAUGUUUUGCAGUUUAAUGUGGAUGGUAAAGGGACUGUGUUUAAGAUUAGCAAAGGCCUAUUUAAGACCCUCAAGUACUUCUAUCAAAUGUUCUAAAAUUUGAGUUUAUUAAAACAUAGCAUAAAUUGAAAACUGCCUUUUCAUAGAUUAAAAAAGUCUUAAAUUUUAGAAUUAAUGUUCAAAAUCCAACAUUUUGAUUUUUUUCAUAAUACUUCAGAGAAAUGGUCAAAUAUUUGAAAAUGCUGCACAGUUAGUUAUAGUAACUGCUUCCCUCAUUGUUUUAAAUUAACAUCUACAUAGUUUGCAGUGUUCCGAAUUAUAGUACAUUGCAUUUAUUCUUGUAUGACUUUACCACACACAGCAGCUAGAGAUGCGGGCUAUGAUCUUGGGACGCUGAGCACCGACAACUCCUAUGGACUUGAGUGGGAGUUGCAGAGCUACUCAUCACACUCAAAGAGUAGGCCCUUUAAUGCUGAACCUGAUAGUUCAGAGAAAUGAGCCCUCUUUUCUCACGUGUUAGACCUAUGUCAUUAACUAUUUUUCAUUACAUUUGAGGAAAAUCAUAAGAAUUUCCCCCACGUAGGUCCACUGCAGAUUUAUAGGAAUCUUUCUCCAUCUUAUGCUUAUCAUAUAAAUUACCCAGCCACUGCUGGAAGUUUUUUACUUUAUAAAGUUUGUAUUUUCAAAACAAAUCUUUAAUACUAUAUUUUUGUCAAAUAUUGGGUAACCAAAUUUUCUUAAAGGGGAGAAUCUAUUUUAUAUUAUAUAUACAAAAUGUGUAGUGUGCAUAGAACGUAGAGAAUAAAUGCAGUUUGAAUUCUU
Molecule: messenger RNA, 2321 nt
Organism: Gopherus flavomarginatus (Mexican gopher tortoise)
Lineage: Eukaryota; Metazoa; Chordata; Testudines; Testudinidae
Gene: RNFT1
Product: ring finger protein, transmembrane 1
Exons: 10
Coding region: 181-1452 (423 amino acids)
Biological process (GO): positive regulation of ERAD pathway
Cellular component (GO): endoplasmic reticulum
Molecular function (GO): ubiquitin protein ligase activity
Source: RefSeq, a predicted model, not a curated record